AUGCAUCAUCAACAGCUGUUCUUGUCCAUAUUUUCUUUGGUUUUGUUGGCAACUCCACUUGCAGCCAAAUGGGAACUGGAGAAAAAUGUUUAUGUUGUAGAGUCAGAUUGGCAUCCUGAUGCCGCAGCUGAAGAGGUGGAGCUCACGUGUGAUUCAUCUGAAGAGGAUGUCACCUGGACAUUAGGCCAAAACAGCAAGCUCUUGGGAACCGGCAAGACAUUGACUGUUCAAGUCAAAGAAUUUGUGGAAGCUGGAAACUACUCCUGUUGGCAUGGAGAGGAGGUGGUGGGCCACUCAUUUCUGCUGAUCCACAAGAAAGAAGAAGGAAUUGGAUCCACCGAUAUUUUAAAGGACUGGAAAGAACCCAAAAUCAAGACAUUUUUAAAAUGUGAAGCCAAGAGUUAUUCUGGUGCUUUCACAUGCUCGUGGCUGACAGAUGUCAGGAGUAUGGAUUUGAAAUUCACCAUCAAGGGCAGUAAGGACUCCUCCGUCUCCCAAGGAGUAACAUGUGGACAGCCUUUGCUUAGUGAAGAAAAAGUCCUAGUAGGAGUCAAGGAAUACAACGAAUACACAGCCGAGUGCCAAGUGAGCUUCUGCAUGUAUGCUGAAGAAAGCCAGCCGAUUAAAGUUGUCCUUGAUGCUAUUGAGAAAAAUAAAUACGAAAACUACACCAGCAAGUUUUUCAUCAGGGAUAUUAUCAAACCAGAUCCACCUACCAACUUGCAGCUAAAACCCUCCACCAACAGUCAUAAGCCUGUGGAAGUGACCUGGGAAUACCCCCAGAGCUGGAGCACCCCGCAUUCCUAUUUCUCUCUAACUUUCCAAGUUCAGAUUCAUACUCCUGGCAAAAAAGAAAAGAUCCUGAUGGCGGACGGGACCUCAGUUAAUGUCAAAUGCCACAAAGAAACCAAGAUUCGAGUCCAGGCCAGAGAUUGCUAUUAUCAUUCGUCUUGGAGCAAGUGGGCAUCGGUGUCCUGCAAUGACGUGAGUGGGGCUGUAGGAGCCAUAUGUAAUGGCCCAGAGAUCAAGGGGUCAGUGGAUGCUUUUUCAACUCACUUUACCCUGCAGAAGUGUCCCGGGUAUUGCCAAGGGAUAACUUUGAAGUGUAGGGUUGAGAUGGGCAUCUCUGAGGGAGCAGCCUACCUAGCUACAGCUCUGCUGACGUGA
Molecule: messenger RNA, 1167 nt
Organism: Tachyglossus aculeatus (Australian echidna)
Lineage: Eukaryota; Metazoa; Chordata; Mammalia; Monotremata; Tachyglossidae
Gene: IL12B
Product: interleukin 12B
Exons: 7
Coding region: 1-1167 (388 amino acids)
Biological process (GO): immunoglobulin mediated immune response; cytokine-mediated signaling pathway
Cellular component (GO): external side of plasma membrane; membrane
Molecular function (GO): cytokine receptor activity; protein binding
Source: RefSeq, a predicted model, not a curated record